GCGUCCGGCUGCCGGGAGGACGGUGCGGGGGUCAUUCGGGGUUGGACUGCUGCAGGCAGGCGUGACAGGCAGAAGCAACCUCAGGGUCUGAACCUACUUGUUCCAGCAGCAGACAGGACAGGCUGAUCUUAGCCGCUGCUGUUGGAAGUUGCAGCCGAGAGUGGGAGCCGAUGGCGUCUUGGGCUGCAGCCAGCCUGAGCAAAACAGCUGCCCGAUGCUUGCGGGCGCGAGGCCCCGGGAUUCCUGUGGCUUCUCGGUGCGCCCCUCACCCAGAGCCCCCAGGCUGCGGCCCUGCUGCGGGCAAGAAACUGCACCUUACUGUGGCGGCCCUUGCUGGGCACAACAAAUGGUCCAAAGUCCGGCACAUUAAGGGUCCCAAGGAUACCGAAAGGAGUCGCAUCUUCUCCAAACUCUGUCUGAGCAUCCGCCUGGCGGUUAAAGAGGGAGGCCCUGACCCUGAGCUAAACAGCCACCUAGCCAGCAUCUUAGAGGUGUGUCGCAACAAGCAUAUGCCCAAGUCAACAAUUGAGGCAGCGCUAAAAAUGGAGAAAACUAAGGGCAUUUAUUUGCUGUAUGAGGGCCGAGGCCCUGGUGGCUCUUCUCUGCUCAUUGAGGCAUUAUCCAACAGUGGUUCCAAGUGCCAUUCGGACAUUCGACAUAUCCUGAACAAGAAUGGGGGAAUGAUGACAGAAGGAGCUCGUCAUUCUUUUGACAAAAAGGGGGUGGUGACGGUUGGAGUGGAAGACAGAGAGAAGAAAGCUGUCAACCUAGAGCGUGCCCUGGAGCUGGCAAUUGAAGCAGGAGCUGAAGAUGUCAAGGAAACUGAAGAUGAAGAAGAAAAGAACCUUUUUAAAUUUAUUUGUGAUGCCUCUUCACUGCAUCAAGUGAGGAACAAGCUGGACUCUCUGGGCUUGUGUUCUGUGUCCUGUACACUGGAGUUCAUCCCCACCUCAACAGUGCGACUGGCUGACCCCGACCUGGAGCAGGCUGCCCAUCUCAUCCGGGCUCUUGGCAACCAUGAGGAUGUGAUUCACGUCUAUGACAACAUUGAAUGACCAGGACAUAUGUGCCUGUGGGCUCCUGCUUGGGCAAGGGACAGCUCAUCCUGUACUGUAGUACAGAUGCCUGUAGCAAACUCUGAGACUGAAGCAGGUGGGAAGCCUAGCCAGUUAGGAGGUCUAAGGCCUGGACUUGUGGCCUUGAGGCCAAGGGAAUCACACACUUUCCUGGGGCGCUCUGUUGGCACUGCUAGUGUUUCGGAACCCUCCUGGAUGCAGGGUGGCACCAGCCAGCUGUUCUGACUCUGAUCUCAGUAGUGGUCCCUUGUAGAAAUUGUAAAUUCCUCACAGCCCAGCGUACUGAAAACUACUCUGUGUGUGUGUACGUGUGUGAGUGUGUUUGUGGUAUUGGGGAUUGAACCAAGGGUGCUGUACCACUAAGCUAUGUCCCUAGCCCUCUUUAUAUUUUGAGUCAGGGUCUUGCUGCCCAGGUUGGCCUUAAACUUGGGAUCCUCUUGCCUCAGCCUCCUGAAUCACUGGGAUUACAGGUGUGUGCCACCAUGCCCAGCUGGAACCUAUUCUUAAAUAAUGACAGUGGUUGAUCUUGA
Molecule: messenger RNA, 1606 nt
Organism: Sciurus carolinensis (gray squirrel)
Lineage: Eukaryota; Metazoa; Chordata; Mammalia; Rodentia; Sciuridae
Product: translational activator of cytochrome c oxidase 1
Exons: 5
Coding region: 171-1055 (294 amino acids)
Cellular component (GO): mitochondrion
Source: RefSeq, a predicted model, not a curated record